This is a messenger RNA of Drosophila hydei, 974 nucleotides long. RefSeq lists its product as uncharacterized. The transcript has 3 exons. The record is from RefSeq and is a predicted model, not a curated record. Bases 254 to 898 code for a protein of 214 amino acids. NCBI's taxonomy places the organism in Eukaryota, Metazoa, Arthropoda, Insecta, Diptera, Drosophilidae.
AUUUAUCAUAGCGCCUCAUUAGAUAAAGCUAUGCCUUGCUGGAGGCGGCACGGGGGCUGGCGAACGGCUCACCAAACUUAAGCCCCUGGCCUAGGCACUGGUUUUUUUUUUUUGUCAACCUUAUCAGCUAAUGAUUACAAAGCAAAUAUGUGCACCAUGAGCCUGACCCAUGGAUGAGUGGUCGGUCGCCCAUCAAUUUUGGGGGCUUCAGUUCAAUUUGAGCGGACACAACGAGUAGAAACUAUAUUUUUGAAUGGCACCUGCAACGGCAAAAACAGCAGCGGCAGCAACCGCAGCCAUAACAACGGCAGCCCCCAUCACAAUCUGGCCGAUUAGCUCAAAUAUUAGCACCAGCACUUUGCUACCGUAUUAUAAUGGCGAUUCAGGAAACUAUCCCUAUUACGAUCCGCAACCGGUGUAUUUCUAUUCGGGCUAUGCAUUCUACGUAGUGUUACUUUUUCUCUUCGUCAUACUGAUGCCACUUGUGGUUAUAAUGAGUUCCCUGCAACGCAAGCGGCAGGAGAAUGCACGCAGAUUGGUCCUGCAGACACAACGAGCACGACGUGAAAUGGAAAUAAGCGUCAACAACAACAAUACAAACAUGGGCAAUGGCAGCGUUUGCCUUGAAGUGGACAACAACGACAUGACCAUAUUGCCGAAGGGCAUGGAUCUACCGCCCAGCUACGAUGAGGUCAACAUCUGUAACAAGGAUGGUAACUUAGGCGCCUCCACUCUGACCAUCACAACGGACUUGGGAUGCAGUAAUCCAAAUCUGGCAAUAACAGCUUUAAAUGAGCCGCCACCAGAUUAUCAAGGAACCAUAGAGACUGUCGAUGCUCCGACAACCACUACAACUAUAUCCACAACGACAGUUGUUUCUGUUAUGCCCAGAAUCUAAAUAUAAAAACAGCAUUUCAAGUGUAUUUCUAUAAUCUUACAACUAUUAUAUAUUUAACUUCAAUACAAAUUACACU